GUGAGAUGAGUGACCAGGAAGCAACGGCGAAGAACAAGGAUAAAGCCAAGAAAACGGACAGUGAGAUGAGUGACCAGGAAGCGACGGCGAAGAACAAGGAUAAAGCCAAGAAAACGGACAGUGAGAGUGACAGUGAGAUGAGUGACCAGGAAGCGACGGCGAAGAACAAGGAUAAAGCCAAGAAAACGGACAGUGACAGUGAGAUGAGUGACCAGGAAGCGCGAAGAAGAAAACAGGGAAAGGGAAAGGGAAAAGAACCAAGCAAACGGACUAGUGAGACCAGUGAGCAUUGAGCAGGAAGAGAACCAACAAGAAGGGGCAGGAGUACACUGACGCGCACGACCAAGACCACUGCAUUCCAUU
Entelurus aequoreus (snake pipefish) is the source of this 363-nucleotide messenger RNA. Its product is annotated as NF-kappa-B-activating protein-like. NCBI's taxonomy places the organism in Eukaryota, Metazoa, Chordata, Actinopteri, Syngnathiformes, Syngnathidae. The record is from RefSeq and is a predicted model, not a curated record. Bases 6 to 293 code for a protein of 95 amino acids. The transcript has 6 exons.